CUUCCUUUCAGCUUCAGGCAUUCAAAUUGCUCCUCUGCCUCUGUCAGAUGAUCCCCUUCGCUGAUCUUCUUUCUGUAGUGAUUUGUCAUCUUAUGGUAUUACUUCUUAGACACUGGACAGCUAGACUUAAUCAGGCACACCUAGUGCAUUUCCUCCACUCUAUUUUUUUCAGCUAUCUCUUCCAUGGUAGCAUCCAAUUCAACAAGAAAAAGAAAGAAAGACUGCUCUAAAUAAAGGUUCAAAAAAGGGACAGUAAAAAUGAUCAUCCUUCCUUUCUUGUAAGAAGAUUAAUAUAUAUCCUGCUCUACUAAAGUUUUCCAUCAGCAGAACAAUCCAGAGAAAAGGGCUGCUACCUUGAUUUGGAAAAUCUGAAGACAAGAGACAGCGUAUUUUAUUCCAGGCUUCUGAUAAUUACAUAGCAGAUGAUCCAUCCAGUAAAACUAGCAGAAUUUCCAAGAAUGAGUAAGAUGCACAGAGUUGCAGCUUUGCACAGCAAGGAAAAAGGUUUAUGACACAUUCUGUCUUUGGUCCGGCACAAAAUGAACUUUUUUGACAAGAAGGAUAUUGAUGGUGUAUUAUAUGAACUGCUCAGGUCUCCAUGGCUGCAGGCUCUUCUAAAGGUGUAUGAAUGCCUUCAUCAGUAUAUCAAGAGAAGACCUGUCCCAUUCAUGUCCCAGGCACAAGAAUUGAUGCAUGAGGUAGUGGAGUUGCUGCAUAGAGGACAACAAUCUCCAGAAAUUAAAGAGCUAAGACGACUUCUACAAGGUCCUCACUUCAAGGCCUUGUUAUUAGCUCAUGAUACUGUGGCCCAGAAGGAUUUUGAACCUAUGCUUCCACCCUUGACAGAAAACCUCCCUGAAAAUGAAGAGGCUAUGAGGAUUGUCUGUCUGGUGAAAAACAAUCAACCUCUUGGUGCCACCAUUAAACGCCAUGAGCUGACAGGUGAUAUUACAAUAGCAAGAGUAAUCCAUGGAGGUCUGGCAGAUAAAAGUGGGUUGUUAUAUGCUGGAGACAAACUUGUAGAGGUGAAUAGAAUCCCCGUGGAGGGCCUGGAACCCGAGCAAGUCAUACACAUUCUGACUCUGUCCCAAAGCACCAUCAUGUUCAAGCUGAUUCCAGGUUCUGAUCGAAUCAUCAGUAAUCAAACAACACUCUAUGUGCGUGCAAUGCGGGAUUACUGCCCUCGUCAGGAUCCUCUCAUUCCAUGUGUUGAUGCAGGAUUGCCAUUUAAAAAAGGAGAGAUUCUUCAGAUUGUAGACCAAAAGGACAUCCUGUGGUGGCAGGCAAGGAAAGUCUCCAACCUCAAAGCCUGUGCUGGACUCAUCCCUUCCAAUCAUCUUCUGAAGAGGAAACAGCGAGAAUUCUGGUGGACUCAGCCCUUCCAUCUCCACACUUGCGUCAAAUCAAUCUUGAAUUUUGUGGAAGAUGACAUGCAGAUUGAUGAGAAGUGUGUAGAAACAGAUGAGGAGAUUUUUGAAUCUGAGGAACUUAAAGAAGAAGAGGAAGAAUUCAUUGGAUCUGGUCAGCCAGUGUUCAUUACUGGGUUCCGGAGAAGUAUGCGUCUAUGCCGUAGGAAAUGCAACUACAGUCACCUGACAUGUCAGGCACAUUGUCUCAACAGCAACAGUUGCUACGGUGCUCUGGCAGCACCUUAUGAAGAAGUGAUGAGAUACCAAAGACAACCUGGUGAUCGAAACAGAUUAAUUGUACUAAUAGGUCCUUCAGGUGUUGGAGUGAAUGAACUACGGAGACAACUUAUUGGUAUAAAUCCUCACCUGUUUCGAAAUGCAGUGCCACAUACAACCCGUGCUCAAAAGAGCUAUGAAGAGAAUGGUCGAGAAUAUCAUUAUGUACCAAAAGAAACAUUUGAAAAUAUGGUGUACAAUUACAGAAUGUUGGAGUAUGGAGAGUACAAGGGACACCUCUAUGGGACAAGUAUGGAUGCAGUACAUGCGGUGCUUGAUGAAGGGAAGAUCUGCAUAAUGGAUUUAGAACCUUACAAUAUUCAGUUUGUUCGUACUCUUGAACUGAAACCCUACAUUAUAUUUAUUAAACCACCAAGUGUGAGCUGCAUGAAGCACACUCGGAAAAAUGCUAGGAUAAUCACUGACUAUUAUGUGAACAUGAAAUUUAAGGAAGAAGACCUGCAGGAAAUGGAAGAGUCAGCUAAAAAAAUGGAAACUCAGUUUGGCCAAUUCUUUGAUCAAGUGAUUGUGAAUGACAAUUUACAGGAAACUUGUCUGCAGCUAGUCUCUGCCGUGCACCAAGCCCAGAAUGAACCACAGUGGGUUCCAGCCACAUGGAUAUGCCCAAGCUCUCAGGACUAGCCUGUUUCAUGGGAUGAUAGUGUGUGCAAAAUCCAGCAUUCUGGGGAAGAUCAGCCCAGCCAUUGUGGGGAGGAACACUACUUUUCUGGCAAUAAAUGUUUUGGAACUUUCAUUGGGUUUUAAGGCUGGGGUUUCAGGAGAUAUAAACAUAUUUCAUUUCAGGGAAUUUGGAGAACAUAAACAAAAGAUAUUACAAGGUACAAGUCUAUUGGCUGCAUUUGCCUGUCACUUAAGCUAGGCUAUAUUAAUUUUUUAAAAGAAUAACUUUAUGGAGGAACCCAUUUGUGGGAAUAGGCCAGAUAUUAAAAUGGUAGGAUCAUUUCCUUCCUUCCUUUCCAUCCAGGACAGACACUCCAGGGAACGUUAAUGCAAGCCUGCCUGCAGAAAACCUUAAAAAGCUAAGAACUAGAUCUCCCCUGAUUAAACUAUGAACAGAGCAACAUAGCUUAAUUCCUUCCCAAUUCAUCGAGGCAGGCAAAUAAAGAGAUUCAUAUAUUCCAAACCAGGAUUAUGAUUCAUUAUGCCCCCAAGGAGCCAAGAUUUAUAAACCAGCAUUAAUUCUUGGUUAAUAUUGUCAUAAUACACGAUUUACUGUGUCAUAAAUGCAGCCACACUUAUGGGCAAUUUUCAGCAUUAUAUAUUAAGUAAUUCUGAAACAGAAAUACCAUUCUAAUGACAUAAUCAGAGAUUAUAUAAUUGUUUAAAAAUAUGUAAUUUUUGAUAUUUUUUCCUUCUUAAGCAUAGGAGAGAAUUGCAGCAGUUUUUGACCUAUUUUUUAUUUAUAGCACAUUCCUCCAACAAGAAUGAAAUCUGGGUUCUUUUUAGCUUUCACUGAACAGCAUAUUUCUAGCAGCAAAGUAGUAUCAUAAUUACUGUGAUAUUCUUUAAAUUUUCUCCCUCUACCUUUGAUAGCAAAAGGCACCAUUUUUAAAAAGAUUUGAAGUGCAGAUUACUGCACCUUGUCCUUUAAAUGUCAGGAAAAGUGUGUUAAUUCAAGUAGGAGAUCUGUGUUUAAAAUUAAUAUAAUUAUAAUUAACUUUAUAUUAUGAAGGGUGAAGUUUUGGGAACAUGUAACUUCUCAAAUUCAAUCUAUAAUUAGGGCUUCAAACUUGAUUUAUUACACCACAUUGUUUAAGACAUAUAGUGAUUGUCAGUAAACCAUUGACCCUUAGUGACAAAACACUAAAAUAUUAGCUAUAUUUAAUUUCUUAUACAUUUUUAAUGGACUGUUAAUAUCGUUUUGGUAAUUUGCUUCAUUUUGUUGUAUUAGUUUUAAGUAAACCCCCAAACCUAAAAGCAACAUAUAAAGAAAACGUAAAUAAUGUCAAUCAGAAGAUUUAAAACAUCUUGAAAACUCUUAAAAGAUGGCUGUUCAACAAGUCUUGGGGAUCAAUAUCAACUCUGCCUGCCAUCUUAGAUUUUAUAUGUUUUUUAAUGAGUAUUAUGAUGUGGCUUUAUUGCUUUUAUUUUUGUAGGUUUAGGAACUGCCUAGAAAUGUCAAUCCUGAUAAUACACUAGUAAUGGAAAAUAAAUGAAAAAUAAACAAGUGCUUUAGUCUG
Molecule: messenger RNA, 3886 nt
Organism: Crotalus tigris (Tiger rattlesnake)
Lineage: Eukaryota; Metazoa; Chordata; Lepidosauria; Squamata; Viperidae
Gene: MPP4
Product: membrane palmitoylated protein 4
Exons: 22
Coding region: 540-2327 (595 amino acids)
Cellular component (GO): plasma membrane; adherens junction
Molecular function (GO): protein binding
Source: RefSeq, a predicted model, not a curated record